This is a messenger RNA of Struthio camelus australis, 3429 nucleotides long. NCBI's taxonomy places the organism in Eukaryota, Metazoa, Chordata, Aves, Struthioniformes, Struthionidae. The record is from RefSeq and is a predicted model, not a curated record.
UCCACUGAAGCUUUGGAAUUCAUGAAGAGAGACCUGGCUGAGUUCACCCAAGUAGUGCAGCAUGAUACAGCCUGCACUAUUGCUGCUACGGCCAGUGUGGUCAAGGACAAACUGGCAGUGAGUAUAGGAAAGACAGAAGGUUCCUCAGGUGCAACUGAAAAGGUGAGGAAAGGACUCUCCGACUUCCUGGGUGUCAUCUCGGACACGUUUGCUCCUUCGCCAGAUAAGACCAUUGACUGCGAUGUCAUAACUCUGAUGGCAACACCCACAGGUACCACAGAGCCCUAUGACAGCGCCAAGGCUCGUCUCUACAGUCUUCAGUCAGAUCCAGCCACCUACUGCAACGAACCUGACGGCCCUGCUGAGCUCCUUGAGGCCUGGCUCUCUCAGUUUAACCUAGAGGAGAAGAAAGGAGAGAUCUCUGAGCUGCUGGCUACCAGCCCUUCCAUCCGAGCACUCUACAGCAAGAUGGUACCUGUGGCAGUUUCUCAUUCUGAAUUCUGGCAGCGCUACUUCUAUAAAGUGCAUCGCCUGGAGCAGGACGAGGUCCGGAGGGAAGCUCUGAAGCAGAGAGUGGAGGAGAGCAUGCACCGAGAGGAGCCAGGCUGGGAAGAGGAUGAAGAGGAAUUUUUGGGAAUGUCACCCCUGCCUUGUGCAAAUUUGAAAUUUCCAGAAGCAGCAGAGAAAGAGUCUGCCCCUGCAGUCCUGGAGGGAGGCCACCCCACCCCCCUCAAGGGAGCUGCAGAGGAAAGCUGGGCUGUCCCCUCUUCCGAGUCACUCCCAGCAGAGGGGAGCCCUUCUGAGAGCAGUGAGAGCAUCUCCCUUGUGACUCAGAUCGCAAACCCUGCCUCUGUGCCUGCUGCACAGUUACAGACUGGAGCACAACCAGCUGGGGCCCAGGACCUCUCCCAAAGGCUGCUGGAGGCCACCUCAGAAGAGCAGGGCUCCCUGCCAAAGCCUGCAGAACCUGGGCAUCCUUCUGCAGCUGCCCGAGAGCCAGCAGCAUCCUCAGAGCGGCCAGCUGUUACAGAGCUCAAGGAGGUGGAGAGCAAAGCCCAGGGCAGGACAGAGACUCUGAAAGAGGAAGGACCAACAGAUUUACGAGUCUUUGAGCUGAAUUCAGAUAGUGGGAAAUCCACGCCCUCCAACAAUGGCAAGAAAGGCUCCAGCACUGAUAUCAGUGAGGACUGGGAAAAGGACUUUGAUUUGGACAUGACUGAAGAGGAGGUGCAGCUGGCGCUCUCAAAGGUGGAAGUAUCUGGGGAGCUGGAAGAUGAAGAGUGGGAAGACUGGGAAUAAAGCGACUGCUUCCAGUGUGUGUCACAGGCUCACUUCCACCAUCGAAUAUGAAUUAAAUCACAGACCGGCUAUUCCUUUGUGUGUAACUCUGCUGGGGAUUGCAGUUCCAGGUUGGCGGAGUUUCAUCCCUGCUAAAUCCUGUGGGCAACUCAAAUGUGACCUGUUCAGAUCUGGAGGAGGAGGAAGCAGGAGUUCACUUGUAGACUUAGCUGCUAGGGAACCCAUCUUCUCAGUAGAUCCUAGAGACUUGGCAAGGCCAAAACUGACUGCCCCUGACAGUGGUAUGGAGGCAAGCGUGGUGCAGUGAGGGGUCCCCGGGAUGAGCUGGGCACUGAGACACCAGCAGGAUUGCUCGGUGUCCCCAGACUGCCAGUUGGCUGAUUGUCUGCUUGUGUGUGCGCGUAACCUACCAUACAGCAGUACAAAGGCUCUUCAAGGCAAGCUGCUCCUGCUCGCUCACUGCUCUGCACUGCCAAGACAUCCCUGGAGAAAGCCCCCGAGUGGGGACUGGCCAGGGGCUGGAGAUAACGCAGCAGAAGUAGCUCCUGCUGUUCCACUCAUCGCUGCAAGGAGAGAUAAUUGGCUUGUGGCUGUGGUCCAAGGCUGGGCCCUGCUGGAAGGAGCCAAGCUCCCUGCCAGUUCCUGUGCUUCUGCCUGGCCUGGCUUUUUGUCUUAAGAAGCUUUUUCUAAUGGAAGCUCCUGUUUCCUGCUGCAAGAGCAGCAGUUUCUCUAAGAGCCGAAGGCUGAUGCUUUCCCCUCUGCAGUGGUCCCAGCUGCACUACUUUCCUCUGCUGGGUUUUGAGUACUUCUAGUUAAAUUCUCCAAGCAAAGUACAGUGCUUGCUGUUACCUGUGGCUUGCUGUUACCUGAGCACUUCUGGGCAGGCAGUGAUCUGGGUCACCCUGGUGGGAGCAGAGCCUCUCCCUUGUGCCCAGUUCAGCCCUUUCAAAGCCGCGGUCCAGCCCACUGACUGCUUCAACCUCUGCCUUGGCUGCAAAGUUCAACUGAUUGUCUCUCAGCCUGGGGGUAGGCAAGUGCAGAUGGUACUUGCUGGCUGAGACUGGCUGUGUGUUAAUUCAUCUGAUACCCUCCCCCAAACACACAAACCCCCAUCUUGGCUGCACCAGGCUUCAUGUAGCUGCUAGGGUUACCAGCCUUGCUGUGCUCACUGGGUGUCCUUCACUUAAACCACGUUUCCACUGCUUGCAAUGCUUCCUUUCGACCCACAGCCUUUGUCCCUGGUGCGGUGUCCUCCUAAUGUUGUAAAAUACCCCUCAGUGGAUGUUGCUAGUAAGAGUUAUCCUAAAGGGACAGAGCCCACGCCCCUGUCUCUGGCCUUUCAAGUAUUGAUUUUAUCCGUGGUACCUAUGUCAUUCUGCCUCUUUGAGGGCUGCUUAAUUGGAGCUAUGGGUUUCCUUCUAUUUCUGGAUAAUGUUAACCUAGGGUACUUGGGGAGUUAUUUUUCCUUUGGGCAGAUUCUUUAACACAGCUGCCUGCACAUGUGUGGGGGUGGUGGUGGUGACUUCAGGCCCAUGCAUGAGAGCUUGUCAGUACUGGAAAAGCCACGAGGUGCAGGGAUCGUGCUGUAGCGCAGCUCCUGCUUCGUGGCGUCGAAGGGGCCCAGCAGAGCCCCUGAGCUGUGCUGUCGCCUUGCCCUGUCCUGGGCUCUGACACGGCCCGAGGAGGCUGCUGUGUUCAUGCUGUACGGAGGCAGGAGCCAAGUUUAGCUGCAGCAGGAAAACCUGUCAUAGGUUGGUGCCCUGAUACUGGUGGGGCUGUUUCUGCUGAAGGGCUGCGUGGUGCUGCCGCGGCAGGGGCUGCCGGGCUGUGUCGCUGUGGAGCGUGAAGGUGUGAGUCCUGGCUGCAUCCCAGGCCCACAGCGGAGCUGCCGAGAGUGCAGCGCUCUCAUCUGUGUCAUUUUUUUUUUCUUUAGUCCAAUUAACCAUUUGGUUGUCUGUGCAAUAUUCUCUCUUCUGAACUAUUCUGCAUCUCCCUGAGCCUUUUCUAGCUGGGGUGAAAACCAGAAACAAUUCUAACAGCUGGUAGUUUUGUAAUGACGACUUUCUCCAAACCUUUUACAGACUUGCAGUUAACAGCAAUUAAAGGAAUUCUACAGAGUCGCUGCCUGUA